This is a messenger RNA of Penicillium mononematosum, 2529 nucleotides long. Its product is annotated as glycosyl hydrolase family protein. The transcript has 4 exons. Lineage: Eukaryota; Fungi; Ascomycota; Eurotiomycetes; Eurotiales; Aspergillaceae. Gene Ontology annotation, biological process: carbohydrate metabolic process. Bases 1 to 2529 code for a protein of 842 amino acids. Gene Ontology annotation, molecular function: hydrolase activity, hydrolyzing O-glycosyl compounds. The record is from RefSeq and is a predicted model, not a curated record.
AUGCCAGAUAUUCACGCUUUCGUGUCGGGGUCGACCAACGACUCAGAUUUGAGGUCUCUGUACAGAGAUCAGUUGCCAUCUCUGUCUCUAGAAGAAAAGGCUUCUCUGCUUUCUGGUCGUGACCAGGUCAGUGAUUCGAUCAACGGCGUUCGUGGUUCCCAAUCACACCUUGAAGACACUGGAACUGCUUGCUUCCCAAACUCGACCUGUCUUGCAUCAACAUGGAACACCAGUCUGAUGAGAGAAUUUGGUCGUGAAGUUGCCAUACAAGCCAAAUCGAAAUCAGUCCAAGUUGUGCUGGGCCCCAACAUCAAUCUUCAUCGUGACCCACGAGCUGGCCGCAAUUUCGAAGCAUUUAGUGAAGAUCCUCUUGUCACUGGCGAACUGGCCGCUGCUAUUGUCAAUGGAAUCCAGUCAGAGGGCGUGGGUGCCUGUAUCAAACACUUCGUCGCCAACGAAAGCGAGACAGUCCGCAGACGCUACAAUGUCGAUGAGUCGGGUGACAGUAGGACUAUGCGGGAAAUUUACUUGCGCGCAUUUCAGCACUUGUUGCGCCGAGCCAAUCCGGUCUCAAUCAUGACAGCCUACAACGCGCUUGACGGCCAUUUCUGCAGCGAGACACCCCUGCUUAAGUCAUUGCUUCGCGACGAUUGGAAGUACGAUGGCUGUAUUAUGUCUGACUGGUAUGGGACUAAAAGUACAAACCUGGCUAUGGAGAGGGGGCUUGACCUGGAGAUGCCCGGACCAUCUGUGUACCGUGGCUCAAGACUAGUCGAGGCGGUUAAAUGCAAAGAAGUUUCCGAGGAAACACUCAAUGCCGCCGUGAUGAAUGUUUUGACAAUGAUCGAUCGCACCGCCUCCAGUCACAGUGAUAAGGAGGAAGAAUCCUUGAUUUGCGAUCAGACCAGCGAGAUGGCAUUAAGAGCUGCAGCAGAGGGAAUGGUACUCCUCAAAAACGAUAACAGCAUUCUUCCACUUGACAUGAGUGGUGAUAUGAAGGUGGCUCUAAUUGGUGCUGCGGCUGUCAACCCAUCUGUCACCGGUGGAGGUAGCGCGUGCGCCAAACCUCAAUAUAUCCGCACACCCUUGAAAUGCUUCCAAGAUGCGAGUCAGGAUUGUAACCAGAUCUCCUUUGCUCCUGGUGUCAACGCUCAUCGUGUUAUACCUCUAAUGCCCGUCAGCAUGAUGCAAACUCGUGAUGGCCUUCCUGGUAUUAGUGUGGACUAUUUCUUGGAUGGCUCUGCCGUGCCUGUUUAUUCCGAGAAUUCCGAGCAGCCUGUUGUGGUAAUGCUUGGGAAGUUGAAGCCAGGUUUGAGCCAAAGUGGAUUCCAUUUCGUCAUGGAAACCACUUUUACUCCAAACAACAGUGGGAAUCACACGUUGGCUGUGCAAGCUACGGGCGAAUUCACAUUAUCUGUGGAUGGAAUUCAGGUGCUUUCAAGCCCUGCUCCAGUUAUGACAGUGGAAGAUUUCUUAUUUGAGCCUAAAAAAUUGGAAAACAAGAUUCAGUUCCAGAUGGAGGGCCAUAAGCCUUACAGAAUUGCUUUGCGAACCCAUUCUCGCGAUAUUGCGUCACCCGACGGGGAGAUCUCGCCUCAUUCGGCGAAAAUGUGCUUCAUGGAGGAGCACAACGAUCGCGUAGCCAUCGCCGAGGCAGUGAGUGUUGCCGCUCGUUCCGAUGUCAGCGUGAUCUUCGGUGGGCGCACACACGAGCAUGAGUCUGAAGGGUUUGACCUUCAGACCCUGGAACUGCCCGAGAGUCAAGUCCGCAUGAUCAAAGCAGUCGCUAGUGUAUCCAAGAAAACUAUCCUUGUCAUGCAUUGCGGGAACCCUAUUGAUGUCUCUGGAUUUGUUGAUGAGCUCGACGGAAUUAUAGUAGCUCAUUUCCCAGGACAAGAAGGCGCUCAAGCUAUCGUCGACAUCAUCACUGGGAAGACAAACCCUAGUGGAAAACUGCCCACCACGUGGCCUAUGCGGCUGGAUGAGAGCUCGGUUCCGUCGUUCGGAAGCUUCCCAGCGAGGGAUGUUGGUAACGGACCCGUUAUUCGAUACCGCGAAGGUCUACAAAUGGGCUACAGAUCACCCACUAGCGCAUCUGCCAUCCGCUGGCCCUUCGGAUAUGGCUUAUCUUACUCCACUUUUGAGUAUAAUAAUUUGGACGUCAUUCCUCACCAUUCAAUCGGCGGAGGACUCGCCCCCCAAAGCUCAAAAGGGAUGGUCAUUAUCGCCGUGGACGUUCAAAACACAAGCGCAAGGGGCGGCUACGAGGUUGUCCAGGCUUACAGUCACCCUCCUCUCCAUGCGAUGAUCUGGAGACCGCGGUCGGAGCUGGUCGCGUUCACCAAAGCAUGGCUUGAGCCGAAUGAGACUAAGCGGAUUGAACUUUCAGUCUCCCAGCGAGACAUCAGCGGCUAUUGGGAUAGUGUGGCGAAAUGCUGGCGGUCUCUCAAUGGCCAUUACAAAAUUACUACAGGGGGCUGUGCAGCUUCUCUGCAGAUAGAGGAUAUUGAAACUUGGAAUGGCCUUUGA